UUCCUGGAAUUGGAGUUGUGAUGGUUCUAAUCUGCUGCUUGAUCAAGAGAAACUUCUCAUCCAAUCAAAUAAUUUAUUUUUGGAAAAAGAAAAGUCUAAACCAUAAGACUGUCCAAGACUUUCUAAGAAAUCAUGGACAUCUUGCUAUUAAAAGAUACAGUUAUUCAGAUAUCAAGAAAAUGACCAACUUCUUUAGAGAUAAAUUAGGCGAAGGGGGCUUUGGUGGUGUCUAUAAGGGAAAGUUAAAAGAUGGAUGUCUUGUGGCAGUUAAGGUUUUGAAGGAAUCUAGAGGUAAUGGAGAGGAAUUCAUUAAUGAGGUUGCAAGCAUUAGUAGGACCUCCCAUGUCAACAUUGUCUGUCUUAUGGGCUUUUGCUUUGAGGGUUCUAAAAGAGCCCUCAUCUAUGAGUUUAUGCCCAACGGAUCUCUAGAGAAGUUCAUACAUAACAAAAGUCCUUCAAAGGUUGCUCGACGAUUGGAAUGGGAGACAUUACACAACAUUGCAAUUGGCAUUGCUCGAGGAUUAGAGUACUUACAUAGAGGUUGCAGCACAAGGAUCUUACAUUUCGAUAUAAAGCCUCACAAUAUUCUUUUGGAUGAGAACUUCAGCCCAAAGAUUUCUGAUUUUGGCCUUGCAAAAAUAUGCACAAGAGAAGAGAGUAUUAUAUCAAUGUUGGGUGCGAGAGGAACUGCGGGAUAUAUAGCUCCAGAAGUAUUUUGUAGAAAUAUUGGAGGGGUUUCUCACAAGGCAGAUGUUUAUAGCUACGGAAUGAUGGUUUUUGAAAUUGUUGGAGGAAGAAGGAAUAUAGAUGUUGAAAUUGAUCGUACUAGUGAAAUAUUUUUUCCGCAUUGGAUUUACAAGCGUCUUGAACAAAAUGAAGAUCUAGGACUGCAGGGCCUUAUGAAUGAAGACGAUUACAAAAGUGCAAGGAAGAUGAUAAUAGUCAGUUUGUGGUGCAUACAGACUAACCCUUUAUGUCGGCCACCAAUGAGCACAGUUGUGAAUAUGUUAGAAGGGAGUCUUGAAUCCUUACAAGUACCACCCAAACCUUACUUGUCUUCACCAUCACGAUCACCGGAAGAUUCUUCAACAAUGGUGUCAACACAGUGUGAUUCUAUAAUGCCUUCAAAUGCAUCUUUUUUUUAAAAGGAAAUUUUAAUGUUAAGAGUAGUAAUUAGCAUCUUUUGUGAACUGCAUCAAUGAUUAGCUUUUCGAUGCAAAUGAUAAUUAAAGACAUUACCAUUUUAGAUUGCCUUAACUAUGAGAUGA
Molecule: messenger RNA, 1268 nt
Organism: Corylus avellana
Lineage: Eukaryota; Viridiplantae; Streptophyta; Magnoliopsida; Fagales; Betulaceae
Product: LEAF RUST 10 DISEASE-RESISTANCE LOCUS RECEPTOR-LIKE PROTEIN KINASE-like 2.5
Biological process (GO): protein phosphorylation
Molecular function (GO): ATP binding; polysaccharide binding; protein kinase activity
Source: RefSeq, a predicted model, not a curated record